Messenger RNA from Durusdinium trenchii, 2134 nucleotides. Lineage: Eukaryota; Dinophyceae; Suessiales; Symbiodiniaceae. The record is from the annotation of a GenBank genome assembly.
AUGGAGAAUGCUGCAGUGGUGAAGCUCGUUCAGCGGUGCUUGGCGGAUGUCACGCGGAAGCCCGCGGCUGGGCCUCCAAUGGCGGGAACGAGCUCUGCGGAGAUAGUUGAGAACGUGGAGAUCUACCUGGGCGAUGAGGACUCCCAUUUGCAUUUCUCGCAGCCUAUUUUUCGCUUACUUGGCCAAUCACUGGUACAACAGGGCAACGCCGCGGCCAUGGGCAACACCGCAUGCUGCAGCAAUGGCAAAGAGACCAUGCAGCUCUUGGCAAACAGCGCUAAGGUCACCGGUGCCAAGAAGGCUUGCUUGGUAGGCAUCAACUAUCGGGACACCUCGGCAGAGCUUCGCGGCUGCAUCAAUGAUGUGUACAACAUGCAGAAGGUCUUGGUGGAGCAGUAUGGCUUCAAGAUCGAGGACAUCCUCAUGAUCAAUGAGGAUCAGGAGGAAAGCAAGUGGCCGUACAAGAAGGUGAUUCUGGAGGGCAUGGACUGGCUCUACAAAGGUGCCAAGCCAGGUGAUUUGCUCUUUUUCCACUACAGUGGCCAUGGCUCGCAGUACCAGGCGGACAAGAAGACGAUGCCCGCAGACGUCAUUUGCCCCUUGGACUGCGUCGGGGACGAGCCAUGGCCAGAUGCCGUGAUCCUGGACACCGAGAUUCAUCAGAAGCUCUAUGACCCGUUGCCUUUGGGUUGUAAGUCCAUUUGCCUCUUCGACUGUUGCCAUUCGGCCACCGUGGCCAACUUGAGCGAGACCAUGGUGGUCGAGCAAGGCCCUGUGACGGCGGACAUGAAAGAGGCCUUAGUGCAGCAAUUGCAGAAGAGGAAGGACGCCGUUCAAGCGCGUUUGCGCUUCUACCAGGAGGUGAACCAGGGGAAGCUGGACUUGAAGAAAAAGAGUCGGGAAGAGUUGCUGCAGCUCUUCGAGAAGCACCAGUUCCCCAAGGGCCACGGUGACACGGGCUAUGCGUACUUGCUGAACCAGAAGAUCAUCGCCUUUAGCACGGAAUCCGUGAAGCACAUGGAGCACAAAUUGGCUCGGAAGGAGGCUGCUUUGAAGCAUGCCCAGAGCUUGAAGGUCGGGGACCCGGCAAAGAUCUACAUUGGAAAUCUGGAGCAGGAUUUGGAAGAUGAUUACGAGAAGCAGCAGACGAGAAGGGUCACCCAAUCUGGCGAAGUGAGACUACGAUAUUUGCCUCAACCGUGGGUGAAUCCACCAAAGGAGGAGGAGUUGCGGCAAGUGAAAGCUCUUGGUGCAGGGCUGCGGGGAGUUCUGAAGACUGAGAAGUAUAAGGACCAUCAGCUCUGGGUCUUUAGCGGCUGCCAGGAUGACGAAACUAGCGCAGAUGCUCAUGUGGAGGGGAUCUAUCAAGGUGCCUUCACUUGGGCCCUCAUCAAGGCUUUGAAGGAAGAUCGCUUUAAGGAAAGCUAUCGAAAGCUGCUGAUCCAAUUGAAGAGCAACUUGGAGCUGGGGCAGUACAAGCAGGUGCCAGCUUUGUCCACCACACACGAUCUCUACUUGGAUUAUGGCUUUUGUGGGAAGCUCCAGGCUGAUGGUUGUGUGAUUGAAGGCUGAGACUGGCGAUUUUGGGCACCUCAGAGGCCCUCAGUUAGAGCCUUGCAUUGCUUAGGAUGUUCGCUUGGCAAAUGUUGGGUCUCCGAAUGGAGUCCUUGCCCUGCCAGGACUUGUGGCCCCCAGUGGAGAAAUGGCUAGAUGAUGAUCCCCCCUCCUCGAAAAUGGAGGAUCGAGGGGGGGGUACCUUUAGGAAUUCCAUUUUAAUAUUCCAUUUACACAGCCAACAUGUUUCCAGUUUUAUCUCCGCGUGGCCCCGAGAAAUUUUGACAAGCGACGCGGUUGAAAUGGGAAAGAGGCUUCAGCAAGCUCACUGAAUACAAGUCUGAGCAUGGAGAUGCCAGGGUGCCCACCAGAUUCAAGACUUUUGAUGGCUUUCCGCUUGGGCAGUAGAUUAAGACACAGGGAAAGAAAAAAGCAGUGCCAAGAUCGUGUGAACCGCCUGAAUUCACUUGACCAUGCUGGCAUGAUUGAAUAUGAUGGUCUUGCUUUGAAUGUAGCCAAAAAUAAAAACAAGGAGCAUCGCUUACGCCCCGCGGGCGUAAGCAACGCGACCUUUUGGACG